Drosophila montana is the source of this 1016-nucleotide messenger RNA. RefSeq lists its product as uncharacterized. Bases 36 to 881 code for a protein of 281 amino acids. The record is from RefSeq and is a predicted model, not a curated record. The transcript has 4 exons. Gene Ontology annotation, molecular function: acyltransferase activity, transferring groups other than amino-acyl groups. Lineage: Eukaryota; Metazoa; Arthropoda; Insecta; Diptera; Drosophilidae.
AGUCAGUUGUGUUUCAGCUUUACGGCGAGUCGGACAUGUCGCAGCUGCAAUAUAAUUCGCAUUCGCUCGUUGAGAUAGCGCCAUGCGAGUGGAAAACUUUACUGGAGCUUUAUGAAGGCAAAAAGACGGAAUCAAAUGGAUAUUAUUUAAUAAAAAACCAUAUUAACUGGUUGGCCAAUGGUGACAAAAGUGAUAUAAAGUGCUACUCGCUUGACGGGGACUGGCAAAACGAUGGCACCUUCCUGAUGAUUAAACACUUAUCUGUCCACAAAGAAGUCUCUUUUAAUACGCUGAGCUCGAACCUGGAUCGUUUGACCAGUGCGCUGCUCUGUUUGACAUCCAAAGCCGAGGAUAUAUAUUUGUUCGCUGCCUAUGGGGAGCGGAUUCUGCCCGCCGUAGAGGUCUGCAGCAAGCAAUUGCCGAACUUACGGCAACAAACAACGCAGACAGCUUGGUACAGUGCCAGCAAAGAGCUGGUUGCUACAUUUUCAGCGGAGCCACCUGCUGGAAUCGAGCUGCGCAGCUUGGACAUAGAAGAUGCACCAACCGUUAAUGAAAUCUGGCCACAUCGUGCCGAUGGCUCCGUGGAGUUUGUCAAAUUGUUGAUAGUCCACAACGUUUCGGUGGGUGCUUAUGACGAACAAGGCAAAUUGAUAGCCUGGUGCUUGAGAUUGCCAAUUGGCUCGCUGGGCCUGCUACAGGUCCUCGAAUCCCAUAAACGCCUCGGCCUGGGAAGUUUGAUGGUGCGUUACUUAUCCAAGAAAAUCUCUGAAAUGGGCGACGAGGUCUUGGCACCUGUUGUCACAGAAAACACGCCAUCGCGAAAAAUGUUUGAAAAGCUGGGCUUUCAAAAAAUCGACAACGUCUACUGGACUUGGUAGACGGUAUAGAAAAGAUUACUACGAGCCAUGCCUAAAGUAUUGAUUAAUGUAUAUUGUCAUAUUUCAUAAUGUGUUUACCAGCAACAAAUAAAUACAACACAAUGCCAAAAGAACAAAUCAAUGCUAUGAUUAAAA